UACAACUUGGUACGGUGUCUGAAACAGUCGAACUUGGAAGUCACAAUGAAUCCUCUGCGCAGCCUUUGCCUUAUGGCCUGCCUUCUGGCGGUCGCCAUGGGCAAUCCCCAAUCUGGCCCCCGUUCCGGUCGCCGAUCCAACUCCCUGGACAACGUGGAGCAGCCCAGCAACUGGGUGAGCCCCCGCGAAAUCGAGGAUCUGCCCGCGCUGAACCAGGUUAGCCUGAAGAAGCUGCAGGAGAUGAGCCUGGAGGAGGGCGCCACGCUGCUGGACAAGCUCUACCACCUGUCCCAGUUCAACCAUGUCUUCAAGCCCGAUUACACCCCAGAGCCCAGCCAAAUCAAGGGCUACAUUGUCGGCGAACGCGGCCAGAAGAUCGAGUUCAACCUGAACACCUUGGUGGAGACGGUGAAGCGCCAGCAGAAGUUCGGCGACGACGAGGUCACCAUCUUCAUCCAGGGCCUGCCCCAGACCAACUCGCAAGUGCAGAAGGCCACCAGGAAGCUGGUGAACGCCUACCAGCAGCGCUACAACCUCCAGCCCUACCCGACCACCGAUUCCUCCAGCGAGGAGCAGCGCCAGAGGAGCAGCAGCGAGGAGCAGCAGCAGCAGCAGCAGCAGCGCAGGAAGCAGAACGAUGACCAGGACGACUCGAAGACCGGAGAUCUGAUCGUGAUCCAGCUGGGCGAUGCCAUCGAGGACUUUGAGCAGUACGCCACCUUGAACAUUGAGCGUUUGGGCGAGAUCCUUGGCAACCGCCUGGUUGAGCUGACCAACACCGUGAACGUGCCCCAGGAGAUCAUCCACCUGAUUGGCUCCGGACCCGCCGCCCAUGUGGCCGGAGUGGCUGGACGCCAGUUCACCCGCCAGACUGGACACAAGUUGCGCCGCAUCACCGCCCUGGACCCCUCAAAGAUCUACGGCAAGCCGGAGGAGAAGCUGACCGGUCUGGCCCGCGGCGAUGCCGACUUCGUUGAUGCCAUCCACACCUCGGCCUACGGCAUGGGCACCAGCAAGCGCCUGGCCAAUGUGGACUUCUACCCGAACGGACCCUCGACCGGUGUUCCCGGUGCCGACAAUGUUGUGGAGGCCGCUAUGCGCGCCACCCGCUACUUCGCCGAGUCAGUGCGUCCAGGAAACGAGAGGAACUUCCCCGCCGUGGCCGCCAGCUCGUACCAGGAGUACAAGCAGAACAAGGGAUAUGGCAAGCGGGCCUACAUGGGCAUCGCCACCGACUUCGAUCUGCAGGGCGACUACAUGCUGCAGGUGAACUCCAAGAGCCCCUUCGGCCGCAGCACCCCCGCCCAGACCCAGGCUGGCUACCACCAGGUCCACCAGCCCUGGCGCCAGUCCUCCUCCUCCUCGUCGUCCUCCAGCCAGGGUUCCCGCCGUCACUAGGUCGCUAGUGAUCGCUAGAUGACAACCAGAUCGCACACCCCUCACGCGAGCGAACCACUUAGCCCAUCCUCAUUCAGCAUCGAGCGGUUAAUCCUGCCACAGCUAGCAUCCACUAUGUAUAAUUACGCUUCGUUUUUUAAUUCACAAUAAAAAACCUUUGCAUUUUUUAAAUAUUCAAAAGAGUUAUGUUCAUUUCGAUAAGUUACGAAAAAUCAGUUUAAUACAUAUUUCCCAGCUAAAUUUAACUUCAUUCCUCGCAAUAAAAACAAUUGAAUUUUGAAAACA
Messenger RNA from Drosophila rhopaloa, 1683 nucleotides. It is a transcript of the gene Yp2, whose product is annotated as vitellogenin-2. The coding region runs from base 46 to 1398 and encodes 450 amino acids. Gene Ontology annotation, molecular function: lipase activity. Lineage: Eukaryota; Metazoa; Arthropoda; Insecta; Diptera; Drosophilidae. The record is from RefSeq and is a predicted model, not a curated record. The transcript is spliced from 2 exons.